Molecule: messenger RNA, 2996 nt
Organism: Acanthaster planci (crown-of-thorns starfish)
Lineage: Eukaryota; Metazoa; Echinodermata; Asteroidea; Valvatida; Acanthasteridae
Product: EGF-like repeat and discoidin I-like domain-containing protein 3
Source: RefSeq, a predicted model, not a curated record
CUUUUAUACUUGCUCCACGGCGAAACCUCUUGGCAUGAAGGAUGGGGGCAUCCCAGAUAACCACCUCACUGCUUCGUCUGCCUUGGGAAACCAGCAAAAUUACUAUGGACCUCAAAGAGCGAGGCUUUAUUUGCAGGUGGAAGGACGCUUAUGCGGUGAACAGCUUGGAAUGGAGGACGGAAGUAUUCCUGACUCCAGCAUCACUGCCUCCAGCGUUUUCAACGAGCGAUCAGACGCGCCUGGUAACUGCGAGCCUCACAACGGCCGGCUGAACUACCCCGGAGUAGGCUCGAUUGUUGGUGGCUGGUGCCCGGCCAGGAAUGACAAGGAAUCCCCAUGGUUUGAGGUAGAUUUGGCCGAGCCACUGCAGGUAGAGGGAGUUAUCAUUCAGGGCCGCGUGGAUCCAUCGGGGAGUUGGAAGGAANAUGAGGAAAUAUGCUUUAACUUGAUAUGUGUCUUGAACACCCGAAAAACCUGUGUCUUUUAUACUUGCUCCACGCCGAAACCUCUUGGCAUGAAGGAUGGGGGCAUCCCAGAUAACCACCUUACGGCUUCGUCUGCCUUGGGAAACCAGCAAAAUUACUAUGGACCUCAAAGAGCGAGGCUUUAUUUGCAGGUGGACGGACGCUUAUGCGGUGAACGGCUUGGAAUGGAGGACGGAAGUAUUCCUGACUCCAGUAUCACUGCCUCCAGCGUUUUCAACGAGCGAAUAAACGCGUCUGGUAACUGCGAGCCUCACAACGGCCGGCUGAACUACCAUGGAGUAGAUUCGAUUGUCGGUGGCUGGUGCCCGGCCAGGAAUGACAAGGAAUCCCCAUGGUUUGAGGUAGAUUUGGCCAAGCAACUGCAGGUAGAGGGAGUUAUCAUUCAGGGCAGCGUGGAUCCAUCGGGGAUUUGGAGGGAGCGAGUGACAGCGUACCAGGUGCAGUACAGUAAUGACCGAAGUACCUGGGUGUAUGUGACCAAUGGAGGACCUGAGACAGGGCCGCAGACAUUUGAUGGUAACGUGGACCAAACCACCCCAGUCAACAGCAGUUUUAACAAGCCCAUCCAAGCUCGCUACAUCCGUAUCAGACCGACCAGCUACAAUUCUUGGCCCUCGAUGCGGGUUGAACUCUUCGGCUGCAAAGAAUCAGUGGGUGCCUCGUGCUGGUGUGCCGCCGCCAACGACACGAAGCCCUGGAUACAAGUCGAUUUCAACAACACGGUACUCUGCACAGGACUGGUUACCCAGGGACGUGGUGAUGGUGACUACCAGCAGUGGGUGUCGGUGUACAGAGUUCGCUACAGCGAUGAUGGCCAGUCCUGGACCACGGUGAAGGAUCAGGAUGGAACACCAGCAGAGUUUUUGGGGAACAGUGACAAUCACACCCUAGUCACAGCUCGAUUUGCAGAGGUCGUGCGCACCAGGUAUCUUCGUAUCAUACCAACUGAAUGGAACGGGCUCUGCUGCAUGAGAUUUGAGGUGAUGGGUUGCAUUGUUGCCAACUAAAGGCAAUGGAUCUGCUUUCAACUGAGUUGAGACUGCACCCUGAUGGCUUCAUACUGAUGGCUCUUGGGUACGAGCAAGGGAAGAAUAUCAGUGUCAAAUAGAUAUAUUUAUUCAGCAUAUCUAUGUUAAAAUCAGCCUGAAUUGAGUUCUUGUUUGUCAAUCAGUGACUUGAGAUUACAAAAUAAAGUGUGACCGGAUGUAAACAGAGUGAACAUUUUGGGGGCACUAAUAUUCGCAACAGUCCGCAACGGAAAUCUUGAAAAAUGUUUCACAGGUUUUGUUAGACAUCGAAUUAUGAAAUUAUAAAGUUUUCGUCCUCAAAAUCCUAAAGGAAACACAUUCAUGAUAUCAAUGGACAUCGAAACAUUCGGCACAGGCUUGUGUUUGACUGAAGUAAAUGAAAUCCAAUGUUCUCAAAUUGAAAGGAAUCAGUUAGUAAGAACGUUUUAAACAUCUGUUCAAACUAAAAUACAGUUUUCAAAUAAACAGUUUAUGGAACUAGUUAAGUACAUAGGACCUACUGUUAUUGUACAAUUAACCCAAUUUAAGAUACACUUUUCUUUAUGUUUGUAAAUGAAGUUAUACCAAUGUAAAUCAUUUGGAAAACGAGUGAAAGUUGCACUUUGCAUGCUGUAUAUAUAAAUUUGCAUUACUUUUGUUGCCUUACGAAGUGAUUCACGGGAAAAGUUUGUUGACCACGUACUGUUGACCAUGUAUAUCAGUGGUGCGACCGAUGAAAUUUACGUUGAAAAUCUUCUGUCAACACUGUUCAGACGGUUAUAAUUUCAUUAUUUUUUAUCAGUGGAAUUUUUAAAAUAUCAUGUCGCGUUCAGUUCAGUUUCCAUAAGGACGUAUAAAACAAACGCCCAAAGCGAGUAACAUGCCAAGAUACGACGGUCGGGGAAGAGUUACUCUGUGACAUCGCUCGACAAAGAAACUGAAGCAAAUUCCGUUCGUCUAAAUUGCAUUUAUGUGACUAUACAUAUCUUUAUUUUUUACACUGAUAUAUUGUAUUGUGUAGUUCGAUGUAUUACUGUAUUAUUAAACAUGGUAAUUUAUUCUUGACAAUGGGAAUUUCAUUUAGUAGCUAGGAAGGGGAAAAGGUAGACAUAGGUAGUGCUCAAGAUAGACACAGGUGUACGCCUUGCUUUUUUUGGGCCUACGCACCACAUUAUGCACAGUCUUGGUCAAGAUCAGAGAUCUUCAUUUGCAUGGACGCCAUUUGAGCAAGCAAAGUAUGGACAAAAUAAUAGGGUAUAUAAGCCAUAACGUAGGGGAUUUGACAUCCAACCCUUUAUGGCCUUACAAUAAGUGGCUCAUUCUGGCACAUUUUGUCCAUGACACAGGAGGUGUUAAGGUUAAUUAUUGUUAGUUCCGAAAGAAUUACAUUCUGCCUCAAAUUUUAAUUAAACAUUAAAUUCCUUAAAUGAGACAUGCGUAAACAGGGUAGAAAAAACUCCUACCCGCGGUUGUGACUAAGUAAACACUGAGAGAACAUAUGAAA